Fonticula alba is the source of this 3454-nucleotide messenger RNA. RefSeq lists its product as hypothetical. Gene Ontology annotation, molecular function: guanyl-nucleotide exchange factor activity. NCBI's taxonomy places the organism in Eukaryota, Rotosphaerida, Fonticulaceae. The transcript is spliced from 6 exons. Bases 1 to 3375 code for a protein of 1124 amino acids. The record is from RefSeq and is a predicted model, not a curated record. Gene Ontology annotation, biological process: regulation of ARF protein signal transduction.
AUGUCGCCUGAGGCUGGUGCAGCGCACCACCAGCCGCCCGCAGCCCCACCACCCGAAGGUGCCGAGGCCAGUUUCCCCAACAGCAGCAACACCAGCAGCAGCAGCAGCACUACCGCCAUCACCGCAGCUUCUGUCGCGAUCGCGGACCCCGCUGGCCUCCCGCUCCCGGACAGCACUCCUUGCAGCUCCAUGCCCGACCUGACCAGCUCCACGAUCACCUCGACGACGGCCACCACCACCACCACCACCACCACCACCGGGUCUGCCCCAGGGUCAUCUCCCCCGCAGAGCUUCUUCCACCCGGGACCCGGCAACUUGGAACUCACGGACAGCGACAGCGAUGAGGACGGCGCCAACUGCCACGAGGUCCUGAGUGACGACGAGUCGGACCCGGUUUCCAGCACCAGCUCCGGGCAGAUGGCCCCCUCCAUCCCCACCACCCCUAGUGCUGUGUCGAUUCCCCUGCCGGAUGGUGAUUCCUCCGAUCACAGCUCGCCCGACCUGCCGCCCUUGUCACCGGUUACCUACCUCUCCGAUGACACCCAGGUCGUUGGGGCCCCCGCCAUGCCCGUCACUUCCUGUCCGAUCUCCAUCCCCCGGUCGCCGAGCGACUCGCCCUUCCGCCUUCGCCGACACCUGUCCGAUGAUCACAGCCUCUUCUCCGACACCUCGGCCGAGGAUAUCCUUGUGCCUCUGGCCUCGGGGGAUGAUUGUGUAGGCCCCCUUCCCGGCGACUCCGGGGGUUUGAUGGAUGAUCUUUUCCCCUCGCUGGAUGGCAUGGUCUCUGGUGAUGCCGAAGCCACCACGGCCAUCACGUCCACCCCCGCGGCCAGUGUCUCUGUCACUGCCACCGCCACCGGCGAUGUCGCUGGUGAUGCUGGCGUCGAAGCCGGGCCCAGCCCCGACUCGCGUUCUCCACAUCCCCCAAUGGAGGCUUCCUCCCCCGGUGGCGCCGGCGGUGCUCGUGCUCGGGCAUCUUCCGGCAUUCUUUCCGGCUUCUCCCUGCGCCGCUCGGCCGGGCGUUUUGGCAGCUUGACGCGAGGCGCAUCGACACGCACAUCUGUCGCCACGACCACCGACUCGGCCGAAGCAAGCCCCACCGCUCCGCGAUCUCCCACGGCCCUGGACUUGCCUUCAGCCCCCGCCCCCGCCUCUGGUGAGGGUGAUGCUCCCCUCAAGCGUGCCUCCUCCUCCCUGGGCAUCAUGUCCACAUCUCUGCCUGUUGGCGGCGGCGGCGGCGGCGGCGCUGGUGGUUUGUCCAGCCCCCUGUCCUCGUCGCCCGUGGUUACCGCCUCCCCCACCCUCCGCAGCCCUGGCAUGCAUCCCCUGUCACCCGGCCUGGCCCAUGGGGGGAUCAGUCGCCAUGCGGGCACCCGGACCAGCAUCUCGCUCCUCUCGCCCUCCUCGCCGAUCUCCCUGCUUGAUUCGCCGGACUUUGAAGCCGCCGAGGCCGAGCAGCGUCUCCGUCGGCACUGGGCGAUUGCCCGGAGCAAGUUUUCUGCCGAUCCCCUUUCGGCGUUCGAUUAUUUGAAGGAUGUCGGCCUGAUCGAUGGCUCGGCCCUGUCCAUUGCCCAGUACCUGGCUGGACCGGAGAACAACUUCCUCAACAAGGAGGCCAUUGGUGAAUUCCUCGGUGGCGGGGACGCCUUCAAUGUCGAGGUUUUGAGCCUCUUUGCUGGCCUCCAAGAGUUCCACUCCCUCUCUUUUGACAACGCUCUUCGUCAAUUCCUCAGCACCUUCCGACUCCCCGGCGAGGCUCAGAAAAUUGACCGAAUGAUGGAGCGCUUCGCCUCACGCUUCCACGAGAAUAACCCCGGUGUCUUUGCCCGUUCAGACACUGCAUACAUUUUGGCCUUCUCCACCAUCAUGCUCAACACCGAUCUUCACAACCCGGCCAUCCGAAACAAGAUCACCAAGGAUGCCUUCAUCCGCAACAACCGCGGCAUCGACAACGGCGCCGACUUGCCGGAGUCCUUCCUGACUAACCUCUAUGAUACCAUUCUCAAAGAGGAAAUCAAGCUCAACGACGCGGCCUCAAGAGAGCGCCUGACCUUCUUCAACCCCGAACGCGAGGGGUAUCUCUGGAAGCAGGGUGGCCGGGUCAAGACAUGGAAGAAGCGCUUUUUCAUCUUGACCGGCAAUUGCGUGUACUAUUUCAAGCGCCAGGGGGAUCCUCGCCCGUGCGGCAUCAUCCCCUUGGAGAAUCUGCGCGUUUGUGAGGCUGGCCAGUCACGCGACAAGAAGACUCGCUUCCGGUUUCAACUGUACCAUCCGGACAACCCGCCGGCUCACCUGCUGGCUCAGCAGCCGAAGCAGCAGGCCCAGCCCUCGACCCGGUCCGGGGCGGUCUCUCCUCUUCCCGGCGAGAGUCCCCUUUCUCCGGAUGCUGCCCCCCCGGCGUCCCCCUCCUCCGGUGGCCCCUCUUCGGCCUCCUCCUUCCCCUCGUCCUUGUCCUCAUUCACAUCCAGCCUUUCCUCAAGCCUCGGCUUUGGUAGCAGCAGCGGGCCGCAAUCCUCACCGGAUCUGAUCCUUCUGUCUCCGUCCCGUAGCAAUGCCUCCACCCUCGGGCGCUAUAAUUCCCUGUUGAGCGUCCAGCCGCCGUCUGAGCAGGGCCCGGCUUCGCCAUCAGCGGCGCCGACCCCCUCGCCGGUGGUAUCUCCUUCGGGGGUGGCCUCCCCGAUUGAGCAUCUUCCUGAUUGUCAGGUCGUGCGGCCGAUCCCACCACCGGAUGCCAGCGAGCAGGGCACCUCUCCCAGCGAGCAGGGCACCGCUCCCAGCGAGCAGGGCACCGCUCCCAGCGAGCAGGGCACCGCUCCCAGCGGCGAGCAGCCUGCCGCUUUGGUGGAAUGUCCGGGUUGCAUGGCCGAGGUGGCGGCAGGACCUGGGUGCGAUGAAAGCCCCCUCAAUGCAUCCCCCUCGGCCGGGUCAUCCCUAGACGCCAGUGGGGCGUCCUCUUCUCUGUCCUUGUCUCAAGUCGGUGGCAUCGAACCACCGACCGAUGUGGCUCCAGUAGCCUCCAUCCCCAUCUCCGGGCCAGUGCCUCAGACGCCUGGGGCCGGGCCGACCCAGGCCCCGAUCGUGGCCUCCAGCACAGGGGCCUCAGCCACUGCCUCUCCCCUGGCAUCCUCGACCAGCUCCCUCCUCUCGGUGGGCUUGUUGUCGCGCACGCGUUCCAUGAGCAUGACCAUCAAGGCGGCCAAGCACGCCGGCGAUGGCAAGAUGGUCGAAGGGCACCACUCAUACUAUCUCCUCGGAUGCGACUCGGAGGAUGCUCGCCAUGACUGGAUCUGUUCGCUGAAUGCCCACAUGCAGCAGAUCCCCAUCUAUAUCCUGAUGCGCGAGCGUCGCGAGAAGGUCACUGGCCAGGUGUCCUGAAAGGUUUUGGCGUCCACAUUGGUGGAGCCGGGUCUCAGCGCACCAGCUCCCAUCCACACCCCCGCAUAUACACGUUCAG